AUGUCAGGGCUUUGGCUUGCACGGAGGCCCGUAGUCUCUUUCAGAAGGGCAUGUCUCUCCCUCAGUUCAACACGAUUCGCUUCCAUCAUUCGCAAGCCCGACUCAGGCCAUUCUCCCGGAGCAUCCAACAGAACCAAGCUGCCGGAUGAGCCUGCCAGGACGCGCUUCGCUCCGUCACCGACUGGAUACCUUCACUUGGGGUCUCUGAGGACUGCUUUGUUCUGUUACCUGUUAGCCCGAGCGACCAACGGCCAAUCUCUUCUGCGACUUGAGGACACGGAUCAGAGUCGAAUUGUUGGAGACGCGGAGAGCCGCUUAUAUGAGGACCUGCGCUGGGCUGGUCUGUCUUGGGAUGAAGGUCCGGAUUGUGGAGGCCCAUACGGCCCCUACAAACAAUCAGAGAGGCUACCUAUCUACCGAGAGCACGCGGAUAGACUCUUAGAGCAAGGCCACGCUUUCCGGUGUUUCUGUUCUCACGAGGAUCUAGCUGCUCAUCAGAAGGAAUCCCUCCAGUCUGACGGCAGCGGCGGGUUGUAUCCAGGAACAUGCUUGAACAUCUCAGCAGAAGAAUCUGCCGAGAGGGCAGCUAGAGGUGACCCACACACGAUCAGAUUCAAGAGCAGUGACACCCCAGCAGAGGUCCGAGACAUCAUAUACGGGCUGUACAGGAAGAAGAAUGUCGAAGACCACUUCAUCAUCAUCAAGACUGAUGGGUUUCCCACCUACCAUUUCGCCAAUGUGGUGGACGACCAUCUGAUGAAAAUUACUCAUGUCAUUCGCGGCGCGGAAUGGUUGAUCUCCACGCCCAAGCAUGUGGAGCUCUACAAUGCCUUUGGGUGGAAGCCUCCCAAGUUUGUCCACGUCGGUCUGCUUGUCGAUGCGAACCGCCAGAAGCUGAGUAAACGUAACAUGGACAUCGGUAUCGACUCGUAUCGAGACGCCCACAUCCUCCCUCCAGCGCUACUCAACUUUGCCGCGCUCCUGGGCUGGAGCCCGAGCAACCCACCCCGGAAAGGCGUGAUGACGCUUGAUGAGAUGGUCGAGAACUUCUCUCUGAGAUUCACAAAAGGCGACAUUGUCGUCAAUAUGGAAAAGCUUGCAUUCUUCCAGAAGAAACACUGUCAGCUGCUUUUGCAGGACAGCACCCGCAAUACCAAGGUCAUCAAUGACUUUAUGGUGGCUCCGUUGGCGAAGAGGAUUCGAGAAGUGCAAAAGUCGCAACAAGAACCCGACAGUACAGCUUCAGCACAGUGUCUAGGGGCCAUGCUGGCAGACCUAGUUCCAUCACUGGGCUCUCCCCUGGCGCAGAUGACAGGGUCUGAGAGCGAGGUCGAGGAUUAUGUCUUUCGCCUUAUCAAAAGCUCGAGAGGAUACGCAAUGGAUGUCGACGAGACCAUUGCAUCAAACAGGUACCUCCUGUGGCGGAUUCCGACAGAGACUUUGCAAACAACAUACAAGACCAUGAUGGGCCCGACCAAGAGCAUUGCUCUAGAGUCACAAGAGACCGCUCCCGCUCAGCUCGUCGACCAUUUCAUACGACGAUUCGACAAGAUUGACGGCCAGAGUUGGGACACAGUAGAGCUUCAGCGUGCUGUCGACGAUACUGUCAAAGGCAAGAAGAUUGUCUUCGAGGUAGAAGGCACGGACGGGGGGGUAGAUGGGGGUUGGAAAUUCCUGCGCUGGGCACUUCUCGCGUCGGACCCCGGUCCGCAAAUGGUGCCUUUGCUGGAGCUUCUCGGAAAGCAGGAGACUAUGCGUCGUCUUAAAGCUGCGCAGGAGAUCAGCGUCAGUUAA
Thyridium curvatum is the source of this 1794-nucleotide messenger RNA. RefSeq lists its product as uncharacterized. NCBI's taxonomy places the organism in Eukaryota, Fungi, Ascomycota, Sordariomycetes, Thyridiales, Thyridiaceae. The transcript is spliced from 6 exons. Gene Ontology annotation, biological process: glutamyl-tRNA aminoacylation. Gene Ontology annotation, molecular function: ATP binding; zinc ion binding; glutamate-tRNA ligase activity. The record is from RefSeq and is a predicted model, not a curated record. Bases 1 to 1794 code for a protein of 597 amino acids.